AUGGACGACAGCAAGGACUCUUCACUCGCUGCGCAGCUCUACGCUGCAGCAAAGGAGGGAGAGGUGGCGCGAGUGAAGGAGCUCAUGGCAGCGGGGGCCGGUCCGGACCAGCCCGUGACCACUGCGGGCGGUCGCGAGACGGCCCUCGUGGGCGCCAUCACGGCGGCCGUUGCCGACAACACGGCCGUGCUGGCCGCCCUGCUCGCCGCCGCGCCCACGCUCGACCAGGCGGCCAAGGGCGAGGCCCUCCUCGCCGCUGCCAAGUACGGCCGGGCCGACUACAUGCAGAUGCUGCUGGCGGCCGGUGCGGAUCCGAACGUCCGCGAGGCGGCCUACGGCAACACGCCACUCAUGCUGGCCGCCCUGCGGUCGUGCGCCAGCGCGGUCAAGGAGCUAAUCGAACGAGGGGCCGACGUCAACGCCCAGAAUCGGCUGGGCGACACGGCUCUGCACAAGGCGGCGGCCGAACCCGGAGCAUCGACGCAAUGCGUCGAAAUGCUGUUGGCGUGUCCCAGCAUCAGUCUAGUGCUGGCCAACAACAACGGGCAGAGUGCGCUGUGCCGGGCGAUCAACCGGGGCAACGUCGACGCGGUCCGGCUGCUGGUCCGAGCCGUGAAUGGGCUCGAGUCCGAUCUACAGAGAAGGGCCGAGAUAGCCCGCGCGCUGCUGUGUGCGGCCAGGGAGGACCAGCAGCUGCCCGCCCUGCAGGCCAUCCUGCAGGACGCCCCACCCGGUAGUGUGGCGCUGAGGGACGAGCUGGGCAAUACUGCGCUCCACGUCGCCGGCACUCGUUCGCCCGGUAACACCACUUCCAAGGCCGCACAUGCGCAAGCCCUCAUCGAGCACGGCGCGGAUGUGAACGCGACCAACGACGACGGAGAAACGCCGCUGCACACGAACGUGCAGCAGUCGGCAUCGUACGAAUUCCUGAAAUGCCUCGUGGACCACGGGGCCGACGUCACCGCCCGCGACGCCGCCGGCCGCUCCGUGCUCCACCGCGCCCUGCUCGCCCACUCCCUCCCGGCCCUCAAGCUGCUCCUGUGUGGCGUCAGCAAUGUUGCCGACACGAUCGACGCCGGCCUGGAGCUCACCGCCGACUCGCAGGGCGACUCGCUCCUGCACAAGCUGGCCCGCUCCGAGGAGUACGCGGUCGAGUGCCUGCCGCGAGUGGUCGAGCUUCUGGCGGCCCGCGGGGUGCAAUCGCUGCCAUGGAACCAACAGAACGGCCAGGGCUCGACCUGUUUGCACGUCGCCCUGCGACACCAGAACGCCGCCGCCGUGCAGUACCUGGUCGCGCUGCAGCCGGGGGUCGACAUCGAGAGCCUGGACCUCACCACCCUGCUCACGCUCGUCGAGCGGCGCGGCAUGGGCUGGAUGGACGCGCGCGUCAAGCAGACCAUCGUCGACGCGCGCGACCAGGACUCUGGUCACUCGCUCCUGCACAAGGCUGUCGUCAGCGGCUCACUCGAAGGGGUGGUGUUGUGUCUCGAGCUCGGGUUCGACGUCAACCAGGCCGUGGCUUCGGAGUUCGUUGAUGCCUACAGCACCGGCGGAACUCCGUUGCAUCUGGCGGUCGAACAUGACCACGAACCCAUCGUGCGCCACCUGUUGACCCACGGCGCCCAGGUGAACAGCCAGGAGGACUACCACAAGAACGCCCCGGUGCACGUCGCGGCGCGCGAGGCGCGGAUCUCGCUCCUGCGGCUGCUUCUCGCCUCGGGCGCCGAUCCGGCUAUCACAAACCGGCACGACGAGCGCGCGGUUGACCUGACCGAGAGCCCCGAGUGCGCGGCCCUGCUCCAAACCGCCAGCGCCACACGACAAGAAGACUGA
Molecule: messenger RNA, 1833 nt
Organism: Acanthamoeba castellanii str. Neff
Lineage: Eukaryota; Discosea; Longamoebia; Acanthamoebidae
Product: ankyrin, putative
Exons: 11
Coding region: 1-1833 (610 amino acids)
Molecular function (GO): protein binding
Source: RefSeq, a predicted model, not a curated record